Malaya genurostris is the source of this 4805-nucleotide messenger RNA. It is a transcript of the gene lig, whose product is annotated as protein lingerer. Gene Ontology annotation, molecular function: protein binding. Gene Ontology annotation, cellular component: cytoplasm; nucleus. The transcript is spliced from 12 exons. Lineage: Eukaryota; Metazoa; Arthropoda; Insecta; Diptera; Culicidae. The coding region runs from base 16 to 4086 and encodes 1356 amino acids. The record is from RefSeq and is a predicted model, not a curated record.
CUGCCUUCAUUGAUUAUGAAGCUGAUUUCGGAUAUGUAUAAGCAAGAAGAGAAAAUGCAGCAAGAACUGGAAGCUUUAAACCGUACAUCGUUGGAGUUUCCCCACUGCUGUUACUGUUUUUUUUUUCUGUAUUUAGAUCAACAUCAAAUUUCGAGUUUCAUCAUUUCUUUUGAAUGCUGUGCUAGUAGCUACUUUGUAAAUACAUUUGUAUAUAUAGCGGAGAUGAGCACACAAACCCGUUCCGGUGGUGGUGGCGGUGGCCGCAACAAGUCCAAGGCUAGCAAGGAGAACAAAGAGAAUGCUGGCACGGACGAUUCACAGCAGCAGCAGCAGCAACCGUUACAACAACAGAAAGGUGGUGCCACAAACAACUCCGGUGGUGGUGAGCCGAAACAGAAGAAAGGCACAGACAAUUCCGGAUCCAAAGGUGGUGAUUCGAAGGACAAACAACAUCACCAGACAACCACACACGUCAAGGUCAAGCAACCGACUGCCGAACAGAUUCGCAUUGCUCAAAUUACAGACAUCAAAAGCGGUAUGGAUGAUCCGAAGAUACAGGAGAAAAUCCAGAAUUUGAUGGAAACAACGCAGCGUUCGGAGGAAGAGGUUUGCUGUGCUCUACAAGAGUGCGACAAUGAUCUAGACCGUGCGGUGAUUUUCCUUCUCGAAACACUUCCGGUAGGAGCAUUCGCCACGACUUCCAAAAAGAAGAAAAACAAAUCACAGAAUAAGGAGCAGAACGACGCAGCUCCAAGUGAUGGCGAUUGGGAUAAUGGCGCAGUGAAUACUGGCUCCGGAUCCGGAGGAGGUGGAGGCUCGAGCAGCGAUCCCAAGGAUCGUCGUGGAAAUCGUUCUGGCAACACACAACGUACCGGUGGGGGAGGCUCGGGUGGAGUUGGAUCCGGUCGAGGAGGGCGGGGUAACUUCCGCGACGGAGAUCGUGGUGGUGAUCGGGAUCGCAAUGGUUUUGACCGUGGUGGACGUGGCCCACGUGGUCGGGAUGGUCGCGAUGGUGGUCCAGGCCGUGGUAGCUACAACGGUGGAGGAUCUCGUGGUGGACGCGGUGGUGGGCCACGUGUUGGAACGCGUGGUCCCGGAUUGCGGGACCAAAAUCGAGGAGCACGGUUAACCGAUCAUCAGGAGAUAGACGCGUGGGAUCCGGUAACGACCACAAAUUCUAAUGAUCUCAACAAACCGGAAGAAUCUUCUGCGUUUACCGACACCUGGGGAGACUGGGAUAAUGAGGAGUACACGGGUUCUUUGUCGGAUACCAAAGUCUUCACACCGAGCACGCAGUCUACUGUGGUGUCACAGCAACCGCAAGGAGCAGCGCAACCGCAACAAACAACUUCCCAGUUGCCGCCACCGCAAUCUCAACCUACGCCACAAUCGCAGUCUCAACAGCAGUCGACGCAACAGCAACCUUCACUGGUAGCUGCCCAGCCAGCUGCAGUCACGACUUCGGUGACGAAUCCUACGGAAUUAUCCGCCCCGCCAGGUCUAGAACAGCAGAUUCUAAAUCCACCACAGCCUAAAGAGACUGAUCUGGUGCAACAGUAUAGCACCACCGUCGUGUCAAGCACGGCGACGGCAGCGGCCGCUGCCAGUAAUACGGUCCAGUAUCCAGAUCUCCACUCGACGUCCAGUACAACACAGCAUCUGCGUCAAACUAUUGACAUACCGCAGAUAAACUCUUCCUCGUCGCUCUCCGCAGAACAAUCACAGUAUUUCAAUACGUUAUCUUCUCAGAAUUCCAAUCUCCAGCCGAGUGUUGUGAACACGUAUCCUCCAAGCACUGUGCAAUAUCCGGCCACUUUCGGGUCGAGCAGCAGCUAUAGUGAACAGGUUUCAUCGUCGCAGCAGGCACCGGUGGCACGUCGACCGCGGGCACGAGUCCCGCCGCCGUCGAAGAUUCCAUCCAGUGCCGUCGAGAUGCCGGGUGACAGUCUAAACAACAUUGGAUAUCUGGAUGUGCAAUUCGGUGCACUUGAUUUCGGCACCGACGAUUCGUUCGACAGUGUUUCUGUGACGGAUAAGUUCAAUGCGAACAGUUUGGAACAGAAUGCCCCGUCGGCUGUCCAAUUGCCACCGACAGUUCAGCCAACGCAACCGGACGUUAGUGAUUAUCAGAGUAAAUCGAAUGUCGUGAAUAAUCUUCAGCCUAAAUCGAAUCUAAGCAGUAGCAUGCAAAACCCUCAAAUUUUAUCAGGACAAAAUGAUCCACUCACGGCGACGCAGAGUGAUCCUUUGUCUAGUAGUUAUUCCCAGCGCAAUAGUUCCACCGUUGUUCCUUCAUCAGUUAGUACAGGUGUUAAUGUGAAUUCUAUCAACAGUACCACUUCGACACUGGAACAAUUGACUAAGACUGAUCCCUAUAGUCAAUCCACUGGGACGAAUGCUGCUUCGGGUGGAUAUCAAAAUGUAUCGUACUCUACAUCGCAGGCGAACAAAACCUCGUCGUAUCCAUCUUCGGCUGCGCCGCAGGGAUACAACAAUUCUAGCUAUUCAAACUCACAGGUAUCCACCAACACUUACCCAGCGUCGUCCAAUAACUAUAGCUCGUAUAAUCAGAGCGGGGUCAACUCGUAUCAGCAACCGAGCAGUAAUGUGUCAAGUAGCGUUGUGCCCAACAAUAAUUCUAACAGUUCCGUUGGUGUGUCUGCUGUGAAUCAGUCUAAUCCUAACCUACCGGUUAACAGCAGUAAUGUAAGCAACAACAGUUCGAACAGCAACGCGGGAUAUCUGUCCAGUCAGUAUCCGGUCAGUCAGACGUCGUCGGCCUUCCCCUCGCAACAGAACUACCAGAACAGUUCCCAGAAUGUGUACGGAAACACGGGACUGAAUAGUAAUACGGGGUACUCGAGCAGUGCAAGUACCUCCUCCGGACAGUAUAGUAAUUUUAGCAGUUCGAAGCUUAAGGACACACCCGUAUCUACGCAAUUUGAAAGUGUUGCCUCCAGUACGGUACCCAACAAUAACAACACGAACAACAACAAUGUGUCGAAUUCUUCUUCCUCGCUGCCAAACAGCUCCGUGGUAUCCACGACAAGUAUGAGUUCACCAUCGUUUGGUUUAACGAAUACUAAAGUGACCAAUUCCACAGCUAAAAGCAGCAGUAGUAGCGGAACCGGAGUGGUGCCCAACAUACCGAUGGUCAACCCGUACAUUCAACCUGGUGUACCGUUCUACCAGCAACCGGUUUACUCGUACGAGGAUCUGCAAAUGAUCCAGCAGCGUAUGUCUGGACAUGUGCCUGGAUAUUAUGAUGUGAAUUAUCAGACACCGACGAGCCUCGGAGCGGGCGGAGUACGCGACGCUAACCUCGGUUCCGUCGCGUACUCGACCAUGUCCGAUGGUCGGUUCACUCGAACCGACAACAACUCGUCUCCUGUUAGUAACGUUCCAAGUACCAUGUCACAACAAACAGGGUCUGGUGGUCCUAUGUUGAACCUGCCAUACGCUUAUUUUUACGGCGGCAAUGUGAUGCCCACAGGCUUCCAAUAUGGCACCCCAGCAAUAUAUCCUCAACAAAUGGCGACGAAUGCGACUUCGGGAGGACAAUUCCAAAAGCCGGCGUACAACAGUGGUUAUGGAACUAGUGGAUACGACACGUUGAGCCAAACCGGGCAGGAUUACAACAAGAAUGCUUAUCCGACGUCGAAUGUCGGACAGCAGUCCAAGGGACAGACGGUUAGCAAUCCACAAUCGGCUGGAGGAACGGGUUCCGAUAUUGCGCCUUCGAUGUAUGGCAAAAGCCAUGUCGCGCUAAAUAAAGUCAAUUCGUACGAGAAACAAUCGUUUCACUCGGGUACUCCACCCCCUUACAACAUUGCCGGAACACAGACUGCGGGAGCAACGUCCGCACAACCCUACGGGCAGCAUCUCUAUAUUCCGACGAUACCAACUCAUCAUAAUAUCAACAUGCAUCAAGCAAUGCAUCAGAUGGACAAUAGAAGUUUUAAUAGUGGUAGUGGUGUGAUGAGGGAUUCCAACAGCAGUGGUCAGAGACCACAAUCGAACAGCCAGGGUAAGACUGCAACCAAGCAAGGCUAUUCACCAUCGACUUAUUGGGCAGCGCAGAAUUAAAUACACACGUGUCCACAUCAAACCAAACGCUCGUAUAACGCAUUCGGAGCGACAUAAAAAGUACUGGUAUAUCCGAACACUCAUCCAAAUAUGAAGUCACACACAAACGCAUAGUUAUUCACAUUCAUCCGCUGUAAACGCUGCAAGCUAUCCGUACACAACACGCUGUUCGGUAAAUUGGAGACUGGACUGUGCAAAACAGAAAGAGAAGAUAAAGAAGAUGGUAAAUAAUAUAAAAAACUAAACGAAAAAGAUCUACUUAAAAGUCAAAGCUGAAGUCGAAUGAAUAAAAAAUUUGCAAAACACACUUAAAAGAUAUUUAAAGUAAAGGGAAACUCAUUGAAUGAAUUUAGCAAAAAUACACGUUUACACACAUACAUUCUUAAACCAGAAAAGAAAUUGAUUCAUUGAAUGCUAUAUACACAAAAACUAUCUUACAGAGGUCAGCUGCAAGUGAGUAUUUUCGGUUUUCGUUUAAUUUUUAAUGAAUGCAAAUCUUCUUUUCAAAUCUUUUUUUUAAUGUUAUUCUUAUCGAAUUACUCGCGGAAACAGUAAGAAGUAUGAAUACAAUAGUAAAAAGCGCAAGUAAAAAAAAAGUAUACAGAGAGCGCGUGUAUGAAGGCAAGCAGAAAAACAAAACACAUAAAUUAAUAACAUGUUCUGUAAUAAUUUAAUUUAAAUGUAGAGACGAAAUUUCUAAUAUACCUGUAAACAUUUUA